AGACCUUUGAUUCGCUCGUAUCCUUCACAUCAAACUUGACCAGCACUCUGUUCGACAGCGCCUACUCUGCUCUGGCAUCCGACUGUCGCCCCCUUGUGCUUCAUCUGUUCAGCGGCAUCAAACGCCACCUUUCUGGAAACUCUAACUCCUCAUUGGAGAGCACCGUGCGUCGAUUCUACAACGAUCUUUUCCCACUGGUCUAUCGCCGUUUGCUUAACCCCGGCAUUGGACACAUGUCACCCCAGUCCUAUUCCCCCCUCUCCGCCAAUCACGACGACUGCCUGAGGAUGACGAGGCAGGACGUCAGCCCAUUCGGACCACAUCCACGCCUUCUCGUCAGCAGCUUGUCUCGUGCACUUGGGGCUGGGCGAGCACUUAGCCGACUGCUGAGGUUGGCUGGAGAGGUUGUGAACGCGACUGAGAAGGCGACGUUAUCAAGAGAGUGUGGGCGGGGUUUAGUGAGGAUGCAGUACUGUUCCCACUGCAGAGGGCUGACACUGAUACGGCCCUGCACCGGACUGUGUGUCAACAUUAUGAGGGGAUGUCUGGUGGGUGUAUCAGAGCUUGGCGCCCCCUGGGGGAGUCUGGUGGUGCUGCUUCAACGGUUAUCUGCCACUUUAGCAACCAGCAGCAACAGCAACAGCAUGGAGCUGGCCCUGUUAGCAGUCAGGAAUCAUGUGAAUGAUGCUAUCCUGCACGCUCAGCUGCAUGGGCCGCGCAUCACAGCCACGGUGGAGAAGGUGUGUGGACCCCAGGCAGCAGCCCCCAUGAUGCCAAGUGAAAACCCCACCACCCCACGUGUUACGACCUCUGUGAGCCCCGCGACAUCCGUGACCACAGAGAGGUCGCAGGUCACGUCGACUCCCUCGGUGGGUCCGGCUGCUCAGCGACGUCUGCAGGUGCAGUCCCGUAGGUCAUUUGUCCUCAAAGGCUCCAAAGGAGACAAGAGUCGCAGCCUGAAGAAGCUAUCGAGGUGAAUCCUUCU
This is a messenger RNA of Labrus bergylta (ballan wrasse), 985 nucleotides long. Lineage: Eukaryota; Metazoa; Chordata; Actinopteri; Labriformes; Labridae. The record is from RefSeq and is a predicted model, not a curated record.